UCCAUCAUGGAGGGCGAGCUCACUUGCCCGAUCUGCCUGGAGCUGUUUCAAAGGCCGGUGGUGCUACCUUGCUCGCACAAUCUCUGUACCAGAUGCGCCAGGCGCAUUCUAGAACCUCGGGGGUCGUCAAAGGCGUGGGCCGACUGGGUUACCGAGAAUAAGGGACCGAAUUACAAGUCACACCUGGAGCCCGAUGUGAAAUGUCCGUCUUGUCGGAGAAAAAUCCCGGUUGACCCUCGAGGAGUUGACGCUUUACCGAGAAAUCUCAUCCUUGAGAAUGUCAUUGAGAGGUUUAAAGAAGAACGCGCCGUACCAGGGCGGCAGGCUCAGCAGCCUGUUCUUUGCCAGUUCUGCGAGGAUGUCGCGCCACAGACGGCGACGUGCACGUGUAAACAGUGCGGCUUCUCGUACUGCGGCACGUGUUUCGACGCUUGUCACCCCAUGAAGGGACCCCUAGCAAGCCACACACUAGGCCCCCCUGAUGAUAAAGUCCCUAAGCCUAAGAACACCUCCAACAUGAUGUGCCCUGACCACCCGCACGAGAGGAUGGCUCUCUAUUGCUACGGGUGCAGGUCUGCGGUGUGUUAUUUGUGUAAGGAGGCCGGGUCGCAUAGGGCUCAUCACGUGGAGCUCCUGGAGAAAGUGUUUCGUAAGACAAAGGACGAGGUAACACGAAGCCUGGGGACCCUCAUGAGAAGGAACACCGCGACUCAGAAACUUGUGGAUACGCUAGAAGGGAUGUGCGCGGUAGCGAAGAAAUCGGGAAAUGACGUAGAAUCUCACGUGAAAAAAGAAUGCGAUGCUCUGCUUGCCAUUGUCGAGAAGAAGAAAGCUGAGUUGCUGGAUAAUGUGAAUUCUGAGUACAAUGAGAAGCUAGCAGAGCUGCACGAGACCAUCCUAGAGUGCGAUAAGACUCUUCAACAGUCGCUGGGUCUCGUCGAGUUUUCCCAGGAGGCACUGAAAGAGGACAACCCAGUAACAUUUCUCCAGACUUCCUCAGCUUUGCAAACCAGAAUGGCACUGAUGCUUGAGUCAAUCAAAGGCCUUCGCCCCGCCUCCUCCAUCACACCCACAUUCGAGCACAUGGCUGUGGAUACUUCGUGGGAGAGAAAGAUCCUGAAAAAGCUGACAUGGUUACAAAUACCAGAUUGCCCGUCUUUCGCGCCUUCGCAGUGUAGGGUCACUAAUCGCACGGUCUAUCUGGUCUGGUCUCAGCCGCACAGUGCCGUAGACUCGUACCAGCUCGAGGCAGAGGUCACCAACCCCUCACCCUACCCCGGUGGGGGAGAUAAUCGAGAGUUGAUCCAAGUGUGUACAGGGACAAGCUGUCGAUAUAUCGUGGAAUGUGCGCAGUAUAGCGCCAGGGUGGUCGCGCGUGUCAAGGCCGCUAAUCGUGCAGGGGAGGGACCGUUUAGCAAGGAGAUUGUUCUCCGCGCUGCUAAGGGUCUGCAUUUUAAGUUGGACCCGUCCUCUUGCACACAGCGUGAACUUGUAUUCUCACGUGACCUUUUAGUUGCCAAGGUAACGAGCGCCGUCCCUGCGACCCUGCUCGGUGACGUCAUGCUGGGCACUGGCCGUCACUACUGGAAGGUCAAGGUCGACCAGUUCGCCGGAUGUAACCACGCCGGGUAUUUGGCAGUUGGCGUGGCUGCUAAGCCAUCCCAGGAAAAGGUUAUUGGGGACUAUGACGAUUCAUUUGGACUCCAAAUCUUCGAAAACACCACUAAAUGGUGUGACACAGGGAGCCAGUUCAUCCAGGUCAAACAGAAGACAAAAGAAUUCAAGGGAUGCAACAUUGCGGUACUUUUAGACCUCGACGAGCAGAUGAUGAAUGUCUACCUCAAUGGCAAGCUGCAGACACCCGAUACGAGGCCUGGAGGGCCCUCAUUCGUAGGGGUCUCGGGGACUUUCUCUCCAGCACUCAGCGUAUAUGGCACUAGUGCUCAGAUGACCUUGAUUCCUGGUCUGCAGUCACCGUCUACCCCACCAGGUAUACCAGUGAUAAAUCUUGAAGACUGUUCUAUUGACAACACCAAAAUCAGCUUUGCUUGGGUCCCCCCUGAACAGUGCAACGUGGACUGUUACAUUAUGGAGGUUGACAUACUGGAUCGGGAGGGGGACAUCCACCAGGAAAGAACUUUUACAAAGGUGUACCAAGGACCGCGCAACAAGUUCACGCUAAGGGGACUGGAGUACAAUGUAACAGUGGUUGCGCGUGUCAAAGCUGUAAAUACCGCUGGCGAGGGUGAGCCUAGCGAAGAGAUAUCUCUGUCAACAGAGAAAGGUGUCAUCUUCAAGCUUGACACAGAAACUAUUCACAAGUCCCUCAAGCUUUCAAAUGGAGACAUGGUGGUGAGCCAGAGUAGCAGUAUACAUUCCAACGUGUUUGGCGACGCCCUGCUUGCAGAUGGAUGUCAUUACUGGAGGGUCAACCUCGACUUUUGCAAAGACAACGCCUUUAUUGCCGUGGGAGUUGCCAGAAGGCCAACCCAAGAUUCCAUUAUCGGUAAUGACACAAACUCCUUCGCUCUUCAAGUAUUCCAAGGGGCGGCAGUUCGCACGGAAAACACCAAAAACAAGAUUCAGAUCAAAAGAAAAGCAAAAGAUCUAAAGAAUAGCGCCUUUGGGGUCCUUUUGGAUCUUAACAAAGAGAUCCUGAACGUGUACCUCGACGGCGAGCUCCAAACGGAUAGUGGCCGUCCCAAGGGACCAAGUUUCAAGGGGCUCUCUGGGAUGUUUUGUGCUGGGCUGUGCCUAUAUGGUGCCAAGGUUCAGCUCAACCUAGUUACGGGUAUAGAGACCCCUCCACCCCCUGAUCCACCGUCCUUCAAUCAGCUGAAGUGCAAAGUCGAGAACACCACCGUUCACUUUGGCUGGCAUCCACCGGCUUCUCGGUGCCCUGUAGACUAUUACAUCCUGGAGAUUGACAUGGUUAAGGCAGCAGAGUUUGGGCACCGGAAGCGAAAGGACCGGAAGUUCAAGCGGGUGUACGAGGGCCCUAAACUGGAGCACUACAUGCUUAGCGUCCCUUACAGCGUGAAGCUGAUUACGCGCAUCAUGGGGAUCAACAUGGCUGGGGAGGGGACCCCCUGUGAUGAGCUAGUACUCUCUACACCUAAAGGGCUAUAUUUCCAACUUGACCCCUCUACGGCCAAUCACGAGCUGGAAAUGUCUCCUGAUAACUGCACGGUGGCUCUGAAGAGUCCGAUGUACACCUUUAUUCUCGGGAACGUCAAGCUCUCCUCGGGGCGUCAUUACUGGAGGGUCCAUGUUGAUGAAUUCAGCAGCCCGAAUCAGCUCUCUAUCAUCGGGGUGGGAGUUGCACGUGGAAUUAUCGACGACCCGAUCCUUGGAGAAGACUCGCACUCGUACGCCGUACAGAUCAACGAGCACCCUACCACAACAUGUAUCAACACAAAGAACAGGAUUCAGAUCAAGAGGUCAUCGGCUGAGAUGACUAAUAGUAAUGUAGGGGUGCUGCUUAACCUGGACGACCACCUUCUCAACAUCUACUUCAAUGGAAAGCUAGUGACCGACAACUCCAGACCAAACGGCCCAACAUUCCACGGGAUAACGCAAGCGUUCUACCCGGCCCUGAGCCUGUACGGGAUGAACGUCAAGCUGACAGUGCACACGGGAGAGGCCUUUGAUACAUAGACAUGAAUAGGCGAAACGCAUUCCCCCAGGGGGAGGUGGAGGGAUUAUGCAAGUGUUCUACCCGGCCCCCUGACAGCAAAAUUACUUUCAAGAACAUGACACAGCAAUGAAUUUGUGA
Molecule: messenger RNA, 3775 nt
Organism: Nematostella vectensis (starlet sea anemone)
Lineage: Eukaryota; Metazoa; Cnidaria; Anthozoa; Actiniaria; Edwardsiidae
Product: E3 ubiquitin-protein ligase TRIM9
Exons: 17
Coding region: 7-3657 (1216 amino acids)
Molecular function (GO): protein binding; zinc ion binding
Source: RefSeq, a predicted model, not a curated record